Molecule: messenger RNA, 3077 nt
Organism: Aplysia californica (California sea hare)
Lineage: Eukaryota; Metazoa; Mollusca; Gastropoda; Aplysiida; Aplysiidae
Product: NAD-dependent protein deacetylase sirtuin-2
Exons: 18
Coding region: 479-1621 (380 amino acids)
Molecular function (GO): histone deacetylase activity, NAD-dependent; NAD+ binding
Source: RefSeq, a predicted model, not a curated record
AAUAGUUUGUCAUUCGUAACGUUAGAAUUGGCAUUUGUUUACAACACAAAAAAAACAUGUUUAAUUGUUUUCCCUAGCUGAACCCACAAUUAUUUUUAAGGAACGCAGUGCCUUGACCCUAGGCUUAUUUUUUUCUUAAUUUUGAUUGGUUAAACCAUUCAAGAGUAAACUUUUCCAUUAGGCCUACAGAACCAAUAAAUUAAUACCAGUAGCAACAAAAGGUGACGCUAUUUGGUCAAAAGAUAAGGUUUUUCCCCAAAUCGACUAUAGUCGCCUCCCACGCCCGAGAGCUGGCCCACCCGUUCUCGAGUUCUAAAGUCGCCUCGCGCACUCAACGGAGUGAGAGAGGGAGGGAGGCGAGAUUUGUUGCCUGGAGCACUCAGUGACAGGGUUCCUAUGAUGCUCGAAACGGAAAAAAUGGGACCGCAAUUCAACAAAGUGUUAGAAGAACUUGCUCAUUUGAUAUAGAACUGCAGUGAUGAGCUCAAACGAAGAACCAGGCAGUUCGAAGGACAAGGUGGAGAAUGACAAGAGUGUUGGAGCAGAGGCACCUGAAGGAGCUGCCAAACAAGAUGACGGCACAGAUGACAACCCUGCUGAGAAAGACAGCAUGGAUAUGUUCAGUCUGUCGGAGUACCUAGCCCGAAGCCUUGGCCUUCGUGAGAAGCCGGAGAGUCGCCUGGUGGAAAUUAGCCUCGCUGGCAUUGCCAAAUUCCUUGCAAGUGAGGAGUGCAAAAAUGUUGUGACAAUGGCUGGAGCUGGUAUUUCAACCUCUGCCGGCAUCCCAGAUUUUCGCUCUCCCGGCACAGGACUGUAUGACAAUCUGGCAUCAUACAAUCUGCCUCACCCACAAGCUAUUUUUGAUAUCAGCUUUUUUAGGGAAAAUCCAAAGCCUUUCUUUGUGUUGGCAAAAGCUCUCUAUCCUGGGUCAUUUAAGCCAACACCAGCUCACUACUUCAUCAAGUUACUCAGUGAUAAGGGGAAACUGUUGAGGCAUUUUACACAGAAUAUUGACACUCUGGAACGAGUAGCUGGUCUGGACGGAGACAAAAUCGUGGAGGCGCACGGCACAUUUUACUCCAACCAUUGCCAGGAGUGUGGACUCGAGUUUUCAUUGGAAUGGAUGAAAGAACAAAUUUUUGCUGACGUUAUUCCCACGUGCUCUGAAGAGGGAUGUCUUGGUGUGGUGAAACCAGACAUUGUUUUCUUCGGAGAGACUCUUCCUAAGCGGUUUGCUGAGUGUGUUGGACAGGAUUUGGAUGAGUGCGAUCUGCUUAUAGUCAUGGGUACAUCUCUGGCAGUACAGCCUUUUGCCAGUCUUGCCAGCCGAGUUCCAUUCAGCACACCUCGACUGUACAUUAACCUGGAGAAAGGGUCGUCCAGUUGUAACCCUAUUUCUGCGCUGCUGUUUGGUGGUGGCUUCCAGUUUGAUUCAGAGGAUAAUUACAGAGAUGUGUUCAAGGAGGCAACGUGUGAUGCAGGCUGCCAGGAACUGGCUGAUCUCCUGGGCUGGGGUGAUGAACUGAAAACUCUUGUGGCCUCAGAACACAAACGCAUCGAUGCAGCACAGGCGAAACAACCACCAGCUAAUACCUCACAGAAAAAAAGCAAAACCUCAUAAUCUUCUCAAGGACGGGAGGGGACUAUUUUGAUGCAACAAUGGUGAUCACCUGCCUCAAUGUCCGGAUUUUUAAAAAAUUGCUUACACGUCUCGACUUCUUUUGGAGCUUUGACAGAUUUUCUUUUUCUUGCAUAAUUACGAAGUGCAGGCAUUUUACAGAUUAUUAUGAAUGAUACUUGCAUAGAAAGUAUUGGAUGUAGGAUAUGCAGUCAGGUGCAUUUUGACUUGAUGUUGGUGAAGAAAAAAAUUAAGGGCCCUGUGUUUGGGGACCAAUGAUGGUGUGUUGUAAUGCUAUUUUGUAAUUGUAGAGUGGGGUUAAAAAGUUGCCUUUUUUUUUUAGCUAAUGCACGAAUUGCUCCCACUUGGCUCGGUUCUUUCAGAUGUGAACAUUAACACUUACAGUAUCGAAGGUUCAUAUAGUGAAAACCCUCAAGUGCCACACCAGUCUGGAAUGCUGAAGCCAUGAUAGAAUUUUUUCAAAUUAUACUCCUUCACAGCCCAAGAAACACACUUAAAAAAUUUACAGAUUUUCACCAACCAUUCAGCUAUCAAAUAGAAUGACUUUAUUUAGUUUUUACUUCGGUACCGUGGUUCUGUUCAUUGUUUAAAUAUGUUCAGUGUGCCUGGUAGAGUUGGCAACUAAAGUCGCCAGCGGUACUAAAGGUGUUGAACAAAAGCUCCUGUCUCUUAAAUAGCCUAUAAGUAUUGAAAGAAAUAUAAUUGGUUCAUAUGGCUGGAGUAAUCCUACAAGGGACGCUGAUCUAAUGUUAUGUUUUAGGCGUGGUACACACAAAAAAUUCAAACUAUUUUUAUUCUCUAUGAUGAGCAUGUCUAUCUCAGAAAGCAAUAGUGAAGAACCAUGUAUUCUUUUGAAUCUUGGCAUUAUCUGUUGAACAUCCUGACAGUCCCCUGAGGAAAAUAAUCUUUAAAGCACUUUUGAGAGAAGUUUCUAUCUAGAAACGGACUAAUCACUAAAUAAAACACUGUACCUUUUCAUCGUAGAAGCUAUUUUACUCAAUGACAAUGUAUUUUAUGUCUACCAACUUGCCUACAAGAUCUAGAGAAAUUGUGGACCUAUAUCAUUCACCUAGAAAAGUCAUGAUAAUGAUGUUUAUGUUUUGAUAUAGGUUGUAGAAGCUAUUCUUCUAGGUAGUAUUGCAUUGUAUCAUCCGUUAAGUUGAAUGUACAGGACAUUGCUUUAGAGUAUACUCUGAUUAAAUGAUUUGCAGACGUGAUGAUGCCUUUUAUUUUUCCCCUCAACAUAUGUUUGAUGGAAGGCUGUGAGAAAUCAUGAUGAUUUUUUUUAUCAUAGCUGUAUUGCUGGGUUCUUUUCUGUGUCCACUUGACAUCAUUUUAACUCUGUCCGUACACCCUGGGGUCAUUUUGUACCCACGGGGUUGCAUUCUUCACCUUCUAGAAUACUUCUAGUACGAAGAUCUCUUUGAAACUUUCAGCA